Molecule: messenger RNA, 3518 nt
Organism: Lethenteron reissneri (Far Eastern brook lamprey)
Lineage: Eukaryota; Metazoa; Chordata; Hyperoartia; Petromyzontiformes; Petromyzontidae
Gene: MARCHF3
Product: membrane associated ring-CH-type finger 3
Biological process (GO): protein ubiquitination
Molecular function (GO): zinc ion binding; ubiquitin-protein transferase activity
Source: RefSeq, a predicted model, not a curated record
GUCUUGCUACGCACGACCGUACCAGACGUCAGCAGUGGCUGCUGCUGGCUGCUGCUGCUGCUGUUGUUGUUAUUAUUGCACAGCCUCAGCACUGUAGUACUGUAGGCAACCAUAACAACAGCGGCAACGAGGAAGGCGCCAGCACAAUCACUUUGGUUGACAGCAGCAGCAGCAAUAGACUCGUAACGUAAUCACCGUGUGCCUGUGCUGACUCCUCCAGUGACGUGCUGUGUUGUGCGUGCUGGUAGUUAGUCUUGGUGGUGGUGGUUAGUCGUGGUGGUUGUUGUUGUUGUUGCUGAAUCCGGCGUGCGCCGUGGCCUGGCGCCGCCAGCUGUGCUCGGCAAUGUCCGCGUUGUGGCGAACGACGACGAGAAGGCGACUUGGCCAUUGAACGCCAAGCUGAGCGUCGUGUCUCCGAGACGUCCCCCUUUGUCGUCCGCUUGACACGAAGAAGACGACGAGGACGACGAGUCGUGUAGAGAGUCCCCUGACUACGACGACGACGACGGUGGUGGUGGUGGUGUCUUGGUCUCUCUGCGGUGGGACGUGAGAGAGACGAGACGGAUCAAGGGGGGGUGGGGGAGACCUAAUAAGGUAGGGGCGUUAUGGCGGAGGGUUCCUCAGGCAUCCACAGACAUGCCCUCCCGGUGGCGUAAAUGAACAGCACGUCAGAUGUCCACAGCGGAGGAGAAGCCAGCCCCUUCCUCUGAGCAUGGGGGAGACCAGUACAGGUCCUGUGUGGAGUGCGGGAAGCGAAAGCCCCUUCUGUCGGAUCUGUCACGAGGGCAGCGCCCAAGAGGAGCUGUUGUCCCCAUGUGAGUGCACCGGCACCCUGGGCUGGGUGCACCGGAGCUGUCUGGAGCACUGGCUGGCAGCCUCCAACACCAGCUACUGCGAACUCUGCCACUUUCAGUUUCUGGUUGAGCGCAAGCCACAACCGUUAACGCAGUGGCUGAGGAACCCCAGUCCCAAACAGGAGCGAAGGACUCUGCUGAGUGAUACAUUAUGCUUCCUGUUCAUCACACCACUGGCCGGCAUCUCAGGGUGGUUGUGCCUCCGUGGGGCAGCUGACCACCUAGAAUCUGGCAACCGCAGUCAACUCGAGGCCGCUGGGCUCAUCGGACUAACCGUAGCUCUGCUUACGAUUUACCUCUUCUGGACAGCAGUUUCUGUACGCUAUCACAUACGACUGUACCAAGAGUGGAGGAAGACGCACCACCGAGUGAAAUUGCUCACACCGCGACCCACUGGCCUGCCUGCCUGCCAGAACCCCUUACUGGGCCCUCGCCAGCCAAGCAAGCGGCUUUCUUCAGAGACUGUAGUCUGAUAGGUAUGUGAGGAAACUUUCAGAAAUCUUUUUUCAACUAUCAACACAUGGCGAACUUAUGUUCCAACAUUGACUGACUAUUCUGGGGAAGUCCUCUGGAACUGCCAGGAAUUCAAGUCAACAACAUGUGAUAACCAUCUCCUGCAGCCUAAACAGAUUGGACUGUAAUGUCAUGCUGUGACAGGUACAUUUGGGUCAAAGUGGUUGAAAUAAAACAUGUACUUGUGGUUUAUCAGAUAAAAUAGUUAACAAGCUUGCGCAUGUAUAGCAACUAAUAAGGGUAUAUGGUUUACUACUUUUUGGGUCUUUCAGUAAAGUCACGUAGAAAGAAAAAUAAUAAAAAUCACGACGUUUCAAUCGCAACACAAGCAAUCGUCUUCAGGUGUAUUUUUUCACCUGAAGAUGAUUGCGUGUGUUGCGAUCGAAACGUCGUGAUUUUUCUUAUUCUUUUUUACCGAAAGACCCAAAGAGUAUGAAUUCCUGCAGUCACGAAAGCUGUAAGUCAAGAUUUAUAUGGUUUACUUUUAAAUGUUACCAGAAGUAGCAAUUAAGUUUUCCAUAAUGGCUGACAGUAAUAUUUAAGUUUAUUAUUUGAAAUAUAACAAGUCAAACAAAAUUGUGGAAUAAAAUGCUCAAUGUAGUCAUAAGCAUAUCAGACCGAAAAUUAGAAUUUUAUAAAAUAUAUAUAAACAUUUGCUUUUUUUAAAAGCCUUCAAAAAUCUUUUCCCUAUAUCAUUGUGGCUUUACAUAGAAGUACAUAAAAGUUAUAUUAACAUAUUUUGGGAAGUACAGUAAAUGUGUAACUGCAAAUGUAUAUUUUGUAUUGCAUUGUUUAGACUGCAUUUAUCAUUUAUCAACUUGUGAUCUUUAAUACUUGGCCAAGCAUUUUUUUAAUGAACAUUUUAAAUAUAACCAACAUAAACCAGGAACAGCAGUUAACUAUAAAUUAAGCAUUUAAAAGAAUGCAAAAAUACAGAAAUCAAAUAAUUAAUGUUUGAUACAAAAAAUCGUUUCAACAUUGUAUCAAUGAGCAUUACCAUUUGUACAUUUUAAGGUAAAACAUUGGCACUCGUAAAGUUUUGUAAUCUUUUAAUAUUUGCAAUGUUUGGAAUUUCUUAAUUCUGCUGGACCAAUGGGAUAAACCUGCUUGCACAUCAGCCCAUUGACAAAACCGGUCAGUUCUGCAUUGCAAUAGUGAAAUGAGUUAAUAUUCUAUUCAAAUACAUUUGUCCAACUUCAUUACAUUUUGACAAAUUAAAAUUCCAUAGAACAAAAUGGCACAUAUGUUUACAGUAGCUGGAAAUGUCAGCAUCCCUAAGUAUUUGUGACAGGGUUAAAUAUAAGUUAAUAAGAGGGAUUAUUUGGAUAAAGCCACUAAAUUUGAGGUGGCUUGAUCGCUUGGGUCAAGAGCACUAGGUUGGGCACUGCUGGGUUUGUUUAUAGGCAGCUACCUGUGAUUAAACCACGUUCAAGUGCAGAGUUCAUGGUCUUAGUCCAAUCACUGCAUAAAAAAUGAUUAAAAUGAAAGCUUGGUUUUGCACUUAAUUUUGCUAAAUUCCAACCAGAAAAUAAAAAUAUUUGGUUUGUCAUGUGGUCAACAGAGUAUCUUUGUAGCAGGGUAUGUGGAAAAGUGCUGCCCCCUAAAGGUCACUUAGAAUAAAUUCUGUAGUAUCUCCUUUCGGACCAAUCUCUUAACAUUGAAUUACGUUGUUCUACAAGCGGUCUUAAUAUUUCUGAUUAACAGAACUGGUUUAAGUCCAGAAAAAGAAAACAAACAUAAAGCACCAAGUUACUUUGUUUAGUUAUGAGGAGAUUGAAGACAAAAUUAGGCAUAUUAAGCAAAUUGACUGCUCAACGUCUGGGACAAGUGUUUUCCACUGGACCACGUGAUUUAAGGAAUGUUGCCUCCAUUGAUUAUUGCUAAUUUUUAGCAAUCAAAAGUUAUGAAAUAACAAAAUAUCCAUGUUUAAAAUCUAUGCAUGUUGUACAUUAAUGCAGAUGCUAGUACAUUUUGCGUAAUAUCUUAUUAAAAUGCAAUGAGAAACAGACAAUGUAUUAUACGCAUAACAGUUGUGGAAAGUUUAAAUAAAAAUCCGUGACUUUUUUUGCAAUUUUAAAUAUUGUCACAUGAGUUGGAGUAAACUUUGCUUGUAUUGUGUUUUGCCACUGCAAACUAAAAUGAUAAUAAAUU